AUGGCACAGAAAGCAGCAAAAUCUCUCGCCGCCCGUAACGCAGCAACCCUAAACCGCACACACCUCAUCACCCUCGCCCUACACGCCUUAUUCCUAACGCUAAACUUCCUCUUCAACCGACCCAGCGCUCUCACCCGCUAUUUCCUUCUAAGUCUCCCCGCGCUCGCGAUCGAGUUCUACCUGGAACGACUCGGCCGUCCCCGCUACAGCCCCCAGGAUGGAUCACUAAAAUCCGCGGGCGAGGACCUAGGGGCAAAAGGUUUGACGGAGUUCAUGUGGGAUGUGAACUAUUGGACAUGGGGAUGUAUUGGUGCUGCGUGCGUUUUUGGGGAUAGGGCUUGGUGGUUGUACCUUGCUGUGCCGGUGUAUUCGGGUUAUUUGGCCUGGACGACGUUCUUUGGGAUGAAGAAGGGACUGGCUGGCUUGGGKGGUGCCGGGAGUGAGGAUGUGAGUGGUAGUGGUGUCGGUGCGAGUAAGAGGCAGCAGAAAAUGGAGAAGCGUGGUGGUCGUGUGCAAUACCGGUAA
Molecule: messenger RNA, 525 nt
Organism: Talaromyces amestolkiae
Lineage: Eukaryota; Fungi; Ascomycota; Eurotiomycetes; Eurotiales; Trichocomaceae
Exons: 2
Coding region: 1-525 (174 amino acids)
Biological process (GO): vacuolar protein processing
Cellular component (GO): intracellular membrane-bounded organelle
Source: RefSeq, a predicted model, not a curated record